Phytophthora infestans T30-4 is the source of this 873-nucleotide messenger RNA. Its product is annotated as metalloprotease family M48X, putative. Gene Ontology annotation, molecular function: metalloendopeptidase activity. The coding region runs from base 1 to 873 and encodes 290 amino acids. Gene Ontology annotation, cellular component: membrane. The transcript has 6 exons. The record is from RefSeq and is a predicted model, not a curated record. Lineage: Eukaryota; Oomycota; Peronosporomycetes; Peronosporales; Peronosporaceae.
AUGAGCCGAGUCCGGUACUGGCGAGAGGACUGGCAGCGCAUGCCGCCGUAUUUAAAGGCGGUGGUGGUCGGCUCCGCAACUAUUGGUGGACUGUACGUCGUGAAUCAUGUCGAGACAAUGCCGCUCACCAACCGCCGCCGCAUCAUGUUCCUGUCCCCGGAGCACGAGGAACGACUGGGUGAGCAGGCCUAUCGAGAGAUUCUAAGCAGUUCCCAGCUUCUUUCACCGUCACAUCCGAUGUCGCGGGCCGUGACGCGAGUUGGGCGCAAGAUCGCGCAAGAAACAAAUGCGCCGUUCAUGAAGUGGACGUUCCAUGUGAUCGAGGCGAAAGAGCCCAACGCCUUCUGCUUGCCUGGAGGCAAAGUGUUUGUACACUCGGGAUUGUUCAAGGUGCUGCGAAACGAGGACGCGUUGGCUGCAGUCAUGUUCCACGAAGCUGCACAUGGCUUGGCUCGACAUGGCGCUGAAAAAAUCUCGUUUAGCUUGCUAGUGUAUGGACUUCUGGCGCUCAUAUUGCCAGACUAUGGACAGAUCAGCGAUCUGAUGGUGAAACUCGCAGUGGAUCUACCGUUCUCUCGCAAGCUGGAACUGGAGGCGGACUCGAUUGGUCUGAGGCUUAUGGCACAAGCAUGUUACGACCCUCGUGCCAGUAUUCAGAUGAACACAUCGUUGGGUCAGCUAGACAAGGGAUCUCAGCUCAAGUACUUUUCGACCCACCCACCCAGUGCUGAGCGGGUGCAGGCGCUACGUGAGCAACUGAACAUCGCACUCGAGAUCUACGAGGCCUCCGAGUGUGGGUCACGGAAGCAGGCAUUCGCGAAAGCAAUGAAACCUGCCUUUUCACCUCAAGGCAAUGCAUCAUUUGACUGGUAG